AUGUCUUUUAGUCCUAGAACGUUGGGUACCAAGGGAGCUAAUACGAUUCUUUCGGAGUUAAAAUGGAGUUCUGCUCCUAUUGGCGGUGGAGAAAGGAGAUGGGCUCAAGUUGUUCUGGAAAAAGAGUUUAGGAAUUGUACGCGUGAACUUGGAGGUUAUGAUGUGCAGACAGUUGCUAUAGCUGGUCAGCUGGAUUGCAAUGGAUCGCCAGCACGCGGCGGCUGGGUGGAAUUACGCGAUAAAGGAGACAUCGAAUUGCUGGAUAGAGAAGAAAGCAAGAUUAUCUAUCAAAAGUAUUCUGAAAGAAAUUUCCCUAUGCGCAGUGACUUUGUGACAUUAUGCGAAUCACAUUACUCAAAAAGCUCUUUGGCGAGAAAGGCGAAGCAAAAAGGCUGCAAACAGCCGAACCAGACCAAAAUGGGAGAUUCUAUGUAUUUGGCCGCAAAACCAGUGGCGGCUCCGAAAAUGAAUCCGGAGCUCGUAAUACACUAUCAAUGUCACUCGAAUAAGGAGGACAGACGUCGGCAAACGGCAGUGAUUGACAGAAUGCAGAAAUACGUCAGAAGAGGGAUAGAGCGUCCUGUGCCUGUGCAGCUGAUCAAUCUUGGAACAAUCAAGCUUGCAGAAUUUGCAAAAUUGAACCGUAACUACUAG
Molecule: messenger RNA, 654 nt
Organism: Cooperia oncophora
Lineage: Eukaryota; Metazoa; Nematoda; Chromadorea; Rhabditida; Trichostrongylidae
Source: the annotation of a GenBank genome assembly